Physcomitrium patens is the source of this 3759-nucleotide messenger RNA. RefSeq names its product cell division control protein 48 homolog A. Lineage: Eukaryota; Viridiplantae; Streptophyta; Bryopsida; Funariales; Funariaceae. The record is from RefSeq and is a predicted model, not a curated record. Gene Ontology annotation, molecular function: polyubiquitin modification-dependent protein binding; ATP hydrolysis activity; ATP binding. Gene Ontology annotation, cellular component: cytosol; VCP-NPL4-UFD1 AAA ATPase complex; nucleus. Gene Ontology annotation, biological process: mitotic spindle disassembly; autophagosome maturation; retrograde protein transport, ER to cytosol.
UGCAUGGCUUACUCAUACUGGCUUCCCCUCUCCGAAGAAUGGUGGCGAUGGAGGAAGCCCCGUUGCCAUGUCCGAGUCGACCAUGGCCCCGUUCUGUUACAGCACACAGCACAAAGAGGAGUGCGGCGCCAGAAUGUCCAUCACUUCUUUCUACGGCCAAGCUUUAAAUAUGGAGGAUGCGACAUGGCGCCGCUUCUGUGUCUGCGUGCUUUUGCGGAACCUCUUGCCGCGGCGUCUUCCUCCCCUCACUAUCUCGAAUACAAAUCCUCAGUUCGCAUGCUAAACUUCUAUGCACACAGACAAAAAGUGAAAUCCCCGCACAGAAUAUCUGAAGCUUCGUAACAAUCAUCCGCAAUUUUGUUCUCCGAAACUGAGCUCACAAUUUUUGUAACUGGAAGGGAUGAGUGUGGCUGCGAUUUGAAGUGCGUUCAGCAGUCCUGAGCCGACUUCGGUUCGGUUCUGUCUUUUUCCAGAAAGUUUCGUCUUAUUUUAACGUGGAAAAGAUUACUGCACAAAUACAAUCAUCAGGCGUGAUGGAGUGGGGACAACGAGAACGACAGGGAGCGACGCGAUGAACUUGCGAAGUUAAAAGACGAAAGGAGAAGGACUGAGGCUUUACUCCAGUGUCAUUGCGGUGUCCGCCCCUCCGGAUUGCUUGCACCUGGAACUGAGAGCUCUUGGUGGCCUUGCAAUCCGGUCUUUGACCGCGGUCGGGUGGUGUUCAAAGGUUGGAGGCUCUUCAAGCAAUUGUCGAGCUGGUCUACCACUGACUCGAAUCAAUCACUCGUAAGUUGCCGCGAGGAGGGCUUCUAUCUUACAUAUGUGUGAUCGUUAGUAGGCCGGAAGGCGGUGUUCCACGUUGCAAAUCUUCAUCUUGCUUGCAUCUCGCGUGACGUGCGCGAGGUGCAGGUUUGCUGGAAGAGAAGAAGGUGGUGGAGUUUGGGAGAUUGUGUAAAGAUGGCCUCUUCUGGUUCUGGCACGAAGCCUGAGGAUGUUCCUCCUGCUCCGGAAGGGAGGGGGACAAAGAGAGACUUUACAUCUGCAAUCCUUGAACGUAAGAAAGCUGCCAAUCGUUUGAUUGUGGAUGAGGCUGUGAACGAUGACAACUCUGUCGUUGCUCUUAACACAGAGACCAUGGACAAGUUGCAGCUUUUCAGAGGCGACACAGUCCUGGUCAAAGGCAAGAAACGGAAAGACACUGUUUGCAUUGUGUUGGCGGAUGAGACCUGCGAGGAGCCAAAGAUUCGGAUGAACAAAGUCGUUCGGGCUAACCUUCGAGUGCGCCUCGGCGAUGUCGUUUCUGUGCACCAGUGUGCCGAUGUGAAGUAUGGAAAGCGUAUCCACGUUCUACCUUUGGACGAUUCAGUCGAAGGCGUUACCGGCAACAUCUUUGAUGCCUAUCUCAAACCUUACUUUAUGGAAGCAUACCGACCAGUACGUAAAGGGGACCUGUUCCUGGUUCGUGGAGGAAUGAGGAGCAUAGAAUUCAAAAUUAUCGAAACCGAUCCAGCUGAAUACUGUAUCGUGGCACCCGACACGGAAAUUUUCUGCGAGGGUGAGCCUGUGAGGAGGGAGGAUGAGGAGCGCUUGAAUGAGGUCGGUUACGAUGAUGUCGGAGGAGUCCGUCGCCAGAUGGCACAGAUCAGAGAGCUUGUUGAACUUCCACUGCGCCACCCCCAGCUUUUCAAGUCUAUUGGAGUGAAGCCACCGAAAGGAAUCCUUCUGUUUGGUCCUCCUGGAUCUGGGAAGACUCUAAUCGCAAGAGCUGUGGCUAACGAAACUGGAGCGUUCUUCUUUCUUAUCAAUGGACCUGAAAUUAUGUCAAAGCUAGCGGGAGAGAGUGAGAGCAACCUCAGGAAAGCUUUUGAGGAGGCCGAGAAGAAUGCUCCAGCCAUCAUUUUCAUUGAUGAGAUCGAUUCCAUUGCCCCCAAGAGGGAGAAAACUCAAGGAGAGGUGGAGCGGAGAAUUGUCUCUCAGUUGCUGACACUGAUGGACGGUUUGAAGUCUCGUGCACAUGUGAUUGUAAUGGGCGCUACCAACCGCCCUAACAGUAUCGAUCCUGCCUUACGUAGGUUUGGCCGAUUUGAUCGCGAAAUCGACAUUGGAGUACCUGACGAAGUCGGUCGACUGGAGGUGUUGCGUAUUCACAGCAAAAAUAUGAAGCUUGCUGAAGACGUCGAUCUUGAGAAAGUUGCAAAGGAGACUCAUGGUUUUGUCGGAGCAGAUUUGGCAGCGUUGGCCACCGAAGCUGCACUCCAGUGUAUUAGAGAGAAGAUGGAUGUAAUUGACCUGGAGGAAGAUUCCAUUGAUGCUGAAAUCCUUAAUUCUAUGGCAGUUACAAACGAGCACUUCCAGACUGCGUUGGGUACAAGCAAUCCUUCUGCACUACGAGAGACAGUUGUUGAGGUGCCCAAUGUCACCUGGGAAGAUGUCGGUGGCCUUGAUAAUGUUAAACGGGAGCUCCAAGAGACUGUGCAAUAUCCAGUGGAGCACCCCGAAAAGUUUGAGAAGUUUGGUAUGUCACCCUCCAAGGGAGUCCUCUUUUAUGGACCACCUGGAUGUGGUAAGACAAUGCUUGCAAAGGCUAUUGCCAACGAGUGUCAAGCUAAUUUCAUCAGUGUUAAAGGUCCUGAGCUUUUGACUAUGUGGUUCGGAGAGAGCGAGGCCAAUGUACGAGAAAUUUUUGACAAGGCCCGAGGAUCAGCUCCUUGUGUGCUCUUCUUCGACGAGCUCGACUCCAUUGCUACUCAAAGAGGAAGCAGCGGCGGUGACGCCGGUGGUGCAGCAGAUCGUGUACUCAACCAGCUGCUCACAGAGAUGGACGGCAUGAAUGCAAAGAAAACGGUCUUCAUUAUAGGUGCUACGAAUCGACCUGAUAUUAUUGACUCUGCCCUAUUGCGACCGGGAAGAUUGGACCAACUGAUCUACAUCCCACUUCCUGAUGAAGCUUCCAGGUUACGGAUCUUCCAAGCAUGUUUGCGCAAAUCGCCCAUUGCUAAGGAAGUCGAUCUGGAGGCACUUGCUCGCCACACUACGGGCUUCAGUGGUGCUGAUAUCACCGAAAUUUGUCAACGGGCUUGUAAAUACGCAAUUCGUGAAAAUAUUGAAAAAGAUAUUGAAAAGGAAAAAAAGAGAGCUGAGAACCCAGAAGCAAUGGAAGAGGAUGAUACCGAUGAAGUGUCAGAGAUCAAAGCAGCGCACUUUGAAGAGUCCAUGAAAUUCGCUCGCAGGAGUGUUAGUGAUGCCGACAUCCGCAAGUACCAAGCUUUUGCCCAAACGUUGCAACAAUCUAGAGGCAUUGGUUCAGAGUUCCGUUUUCCAGAACGACCAGCCACUGCUUCCGGGACUGCUGCAAAUGGUGCUGCAGGGACGGUGUCUGCGUUUGCUGGAGGAGCAACUGACGAAGACGACUUGUAUAAUUAAGGAUUCUAUCUGCCACAACGCUUCAGGAAAUCGUUAUAGGGUGAGCUGGGGUUUGAGUUUUAGGAUAUUAGGAGUAGUUAAUAUUUGUUUGUACAAAUGAAUAUGCAUCCAGUGCGAGUGGCAGUUUUUUCCCGGUCCCCCUGCCUGAAUGCUGUGUCGACCAGUUCGGGUUGGGAAUUAAACGCUGCAAUUCGAUUCACAGUUUUAUACUCGAGGUCGUUUGUAUAUGUUGAGCUGCUCAAUCUUAAGGUUGAUUCAUAUUUUCAUGGCUUAUUAGUGUGUUUGUCUAGCUAAAAGACUGGGAGUUCAUAGUUAAGGCAUGUACUCUUGAUACUA